This is a messenger RNA of Trichomonas vaginalis G3, 2586 nucleotides long. RefSeq names its product spectrin binding. The record is from RefSeq and is a predicted model, not a curated record. Gene Ontology annotation, molecular function: protein binding. The coding region runs from base 1 to 2586 and encodes 861 amino acids. Lineage: Eukaryota; Parabasalia; Trichomonadida; Trichomonadidae. The transcript has a single exon.
AUGAAUACAAACUAUUUGGAGCUACCAAAGCUUAUUUGGGAUGAUGAUGGAACAUGCAGUAACAAAAAUAUCCAAAUAAUAUCUAAGCAUAUAAGUCAAGGACAUACAAAUUCAAAAGAGAUUAGCAAUAUCAUUAAUACUUUUAUUCAUUUGAAUCCUCACAAGGCAAUCAUCUAUUUAAAGUAUAUUCCAUCAUUGAUUUUAAAAUAUCCUGAUAUGAUAUUUUUCUCUCGAUAUAUAAUUUGCGAAUUUUGGAAAGAAUUAUCAACAUUCACAAGUAUUCCUAAUGAAGAAGAAGUGAUUUAUGAAAAGGACACUCUUUUAUAUUUCUUGUUCAAUGAUUUACCUGAUAAUAUUAGGAAGUUUGAUUUAGAUCAAAAAGUUCUGUCUUCAGAUAUAAUUGGUAGCUAUUUAUAUCUUCCGAAGGAUAAAGAUUUGAAUUUGCUCGAAGUUUCUGCUUUAUUCGGAUCUUUGAAAAUGUUUAAUUAUCUUAAAGAAAAGAUCACAUCAAAUCCAUUAGAAUUAAUCAAAUAUGCAAUCAUUGGAAGAAAUAAGAGCAUUAUUGAUCAAAUUAUGAUCGAAGAAACAAGCGAAAUCAAUGAUUUGAAAGCCUCAUUCUUUGUUGAAUGCCAAGGAGAAAUAAAUUGGAAUUCGGCAAUAAAAUUCUACAACUAUUCUUUGUUACAAAACUGUGAUUUAAAUCAUGUUGAUACAAAUGGGGAAAAUGCAAUUCAAUCCGCAAUCAAAAACAAUAGAUUAUUCUUGGUAAGACACAUUAUUAAUAACAAUAAUCCACCAAAUUUAUUGCAGUAUCUGAUUUUAUCAAUGAAUGAAAACAAGUAUCAAAUAUUCAAAGAACUGAUUACGAAAGAAAAGAAUAUUGAUAAUAUGAUCAAACUCAUACAAAUUUCAUUCAAGCAUGACAUCAAAUACUUCAUUCAAAUCAUUUCUUCAAUCAAAAAUAAAGAUAUUGGAGGAAUAAUAAAGAUUAUUGUUAAUUGUGGAGAUGAAAAGUAUGUUCAAGAAUUCAUGAAGCAUAUUAAAAUUCGAGAAUAUCAAGAUCCAGAAAAUCUUGUCUAUAUUAUACUCCCAUUUUGCAUUGACAUUGAUAUUUACAGGUACUUAUUCUCAAUGAUUCAUGAUAAAAAGAAAUCAUAUAACUGCAAACUUUUCUCUCUUUGUGUUGCGAUUUUAAAGAAAAACUAUGAUUUAGUUGAUGUUUUAAUCGAAUUAGGUACAGAUUUGAAUGGCCAUAUCAAUUCAAUCUAUAUUCAAUUGCCAAUUCAAAUUUUCAUGUUAUAUGUUUGUACUGCUGAUCAAUGUAUUUAUCCAAUAUUCCAAGCUCUUCAAAACGAUGAUGAAAAGAUGUUUAAAUACAUUUUGGAUAAAGGAUAUGAUAUUAAUCAUAGAUUGUCAGAUGGAAUGACAACAUUAAUGAGAAUUGUUUUAUUCCCAGAACAAAGAUACAUUAAAUAUCUUCAAAUCUUGAUUAAUCAUGGGGCAUACAUGGAAAUGCGAGACAAGCAAGCAAGUACUGUUUUAGAAAUUUCCAUUUUAAUAAACAACAUUGAAGCUGUCAAAUGCCUAUGCAAGAAUGGCGCAAGACUCAACUACAAUAAAAUUGAAAAAGAAUAUACAAUAUAUACUCCUCUUAAUGCAGCAAUGAAGACAAGGAAUUAUAAUAUUGCUAAUAUCUUAGUAAGUUAUGGAGCAAAAGAUGUCGAUCCAUUGAUGGCCAACCAAAAAGAUGGACUCGAAAUGUUACGAUUCAUCUUCACAAAAGUCUUAAAUGUUAGAACAUGGAGGAAUUCCAACAAUAUGACAGCAUUGAUGAUUUUUGCAGAGAACAAUCCAGAUCCGCGAUUCUUAGAAGAGUUGAUCAAACUUGGAGCUGAUGUUAAUGAAACAGAUGAAGUCGGAACAACUGCUAUUGUAACAGCAACAAAUCUAAACAGGCUGGAAAAUAUUAAAUAUCUUGUAUCACAAGGAGCUAAUAUUAAUUGUGUUUCUCAAAUGCAAAAUCUUGUUGAUAUUGCAGUGAGAAAUAAUCAAGAGAAAACUCUCGAAUUAUUAUUCAAACUUGGUGCAAAAAUUAAUCAAAACAGUUUACUCGAUCAUCCAAUCUUUAUGGCAAUUCAUUACCAUAACUUUUCAAUGGCUAAGAUCUUACUUGAAAAUGGUGAAGAUCCGAAUUCAAGAAAGAAAGGUUUCUUAAUAACGACUUAUGACCACGGAACAAAAGCUAACGAACGAUCAGAUGAUAAAACGUGGAUGAUAUCUGAUGAAACUCCUCUUAUAGCAGCAAUUCGAGAAAAUUGCUAUCCAAUUGUUGAUCUCUUACUCAAACAUCAUGCAGAUGUUAACAUUAUAACUAAAUCUGGAUUGAAUGCUGUUUUCGCUUCUAUUUUGAAACGAAAUGAAAAGAUUUUUGAUAUUCUUCUUCUCUACAAUCCAGAUUUAACGAAACCAUUUUAUGGAGAUAGUUCUUUAUCUAUUCAAAAUGGUGAAACACCAAUAAUGCUUGCCAAAAGACUACAAUUACAUGGUAUUGUUAAAAAGAUCAAUAGAUUAAUCCCUUUAAAAUAA